AGUUCAUAUGUCAGCAUUUUUCUUAUCUGCUUAUUACCCUCUAGGUAUUUCUCGAUACAAAUCAUGGCAACCCAUCUAGCAGCCGUAGCCGUUGCAAAAGCCCAACCGCUUGAGGUCCAGGAGCGACGAACCCCCAAACCCGGUCACAAUGAAUUGUUACUCGACGUCAAGUCUAUUGCCUUGAACCCGCUCGAUAUCAGCUCCAAGGAUUUUGGCUUCGCCAUCGCGGAAUACCCAGCCGUGUUUGGUUCAGACAUCAGUGGUGUGGUCCUAGAGACAGGACCCAACGUUUCUGCUGCCGCCUUCAAGCCCGGUACGCGCGUGGCGGCUAUCGCGUCUGCUUUCUUCGCUCAGGGUGCACCAGACUACGGUGCUUUCCAGCAACGAGUCAUCGUGCCGGUCGAGAACGCUGGUCCCAUCCCGGAUGACGUAAGCUUCAACGAAGCUGCUACCCUCCCCAUGGCCGUCACUACUGUUUGUAUUGGGUGGGACACAAUUGGCCUUCCUCGAGAAACCUCUUAUUCUCCUGGUGACAAGCAAGGAGUUUUGAUCUGGGGCGCAUCUUCUAGUGUUGGUAGUAUGGCGGUGCAGAGUGCGAAGCUCCUGGGCUUCACAGUUUACGCCACCGCGAGCACAAGACACCAUGAAUACAUCAAGUCGCUUGGUGCGUCUCGGGUAUUCGACUACAAGGAUGCUGGCGUACAGGCGGCUAUCAUUAAAGCUGCUAAGGGGGACGGCCUUACAUUCCAGUAUGGCUAUGACGCCGUGGGGGCUGCACAGCCAUGCCAGAAUAUCCUCCAAGCAUUAAAGGGGGAUGGUACGGCCCACCUGGCUUCCGCGCCCCCAUUAAAACCAAACGAGGCCACAGCGGAGGGCGUCGAGACCAAGUUUGUCAUGGCUUCGAACGAUAAGAAGGAACGAGCCAAGCAGUUCUCCUUUGCAUUCAAUGUCUGGCUCAAAGAAAAGCUGGAAAGGCGCGAGAUAGUCCCAAGCCCGGGGGUCAAGGUUAUCGAUGGAGGGUUGCGUGGAAUCAAUAAGGGGCUAGACAUAUUGAAGGCAGGAGUGAGUUGCACAAAGCUAGUCCUAGAGGUUUGAUGGGAAUUCGUGAUGUAUAGCCACAUAUUUAACUGUCUGGGUACACAUGAAGCCCUUUGAAUGCUCGCUGAAGGGUUUGCAACAAAGCAGUAAAAACUGCCUCAGUUUUCAAUAGUAU
This is a messenger RNA of Hypoxylon fragiforme, 1213 nucleotides long. Its product is annotated as GroES-like protein. The record is from RefSeq and is a predicted model, not a curated record. Gene Ontology annotation, molecular function: oxidoreductase activity, acting on NAD(P)H. Lineage: Eukaryota; Fungi; Ascomycota; Sordariomycetes; Xylariales; Hypoxylaceae. Bases 64 to 1095 code for a protein of 343 amino acids. The transcript has 3 exons.